CAAGAGCACAGACAACUGGGGGGCACUCGCCGAAGAGGUGGCGGAAGGGGAGGGGACGGCUACUCCUAAAACUGCCCUGGAUUAAGACGGCGACCUUUAUCACAGGUUCAUCCCAGAGAUUGAUCUAGAGAAGACUGCUAAGCCGAUGUCCUGAGCUGAAGGAGCUGACUUCGUCUUCUGCUGGUUCCUUGUCUAAGCUUGUUACCUCAGUCCUAGCGUGCUCUCCACCAGUCAUCAACUACCACCACCACCAACAACCAAAGCCCACAACAACCACCUUCUGCCCCACCCCCCUCCUGCCCCAGCCUGCCGUCGUCAUGACGUCGGAGCUGGAGAGUAGCCUGACUUCCAUGGAUUGGCUGCCUCAGCUGACCAUGCAGGCGGCCAUCCGCAAGGCGGAUGCCCAGAAUGCUCACGGACCAGGGAUGGGCAAGAAGAGCACCCUACUGGACCCGAACACUACGCUGGACCAGGAGGAGGUGCAGCAGCACAAGGAUGGCAAACCACCCUACAGCUACGCCAGCCUCAUCACCUUCGCCAUCAACAGCUCGUCAAAGAAGAAGAUGACCCUGAGCGAGAUCUACCAGUGGAUCUGUGACAACUUCCCCUACUACAGGGAGGCGGGCAGUGGCUGGAAGAACUCAAUACGGCACAAUCUGUCAUUGAACAAGUGUUUUCUCAAAGUGCCUCGCUCCAAAGAUGACCCAGGGAAGGGCUCCUACUGGGCCAUCGACACCAACCCAAAAGAAGAUGCCCUGCCCACUCGGCCGAAGAAGAGGCCGCGGUCUGGGGAGCGGGCUUCCACGCCGUACACCCUGGAAUCGGAGUCUUUGGGGAUGGAGUGUAUGAUCUCUGGAAGUGCCUCUCCAACGCUGGCAAUCAACACUGUGACUAACAAGGUGGCGUUAUACAACACAGACCAGGAAGGGAGCGACAGUCCGAGAAGCAGCCUUAACAACAGCCUGUCUGACCAGAGCCUGGCCUCUGUCAAUCUCAACAGUGUGGGCAGCGUGCACAGCUACACACCGGUAACCAGUCACCCAGAACCCGUCUCACAGUCUAUGAACCUCCAGCAGCCCCCCCAGCCCCAGUACAACAUGCCAGAGAGGGACAAGCAGCUUCUGUUCUCUGACUUUGAAGAUCUCAGUGCCUCCUUCCGCAGCCUUUACAAGUCUGUCUUUGAGCAGUCCUUCAGCCAGCAGGGUCUGAUGGGCAUGCCUUCGGAUACCUCCCAGCAGACCCACACCUCUUGCUCCUAUCAGCACUCCCCAAGUGGUACCAUCAGCACUCAGAACAGCCUGUCAAACAGCCACCCCAACAACCACCCCAACAGCCACUCUGGUGGCAGUGGCCAGGUGCCCCUGUCUCACCCGGCCCAGGCCCACCCCGGCCAUGGCUCCCCUCACACGCAGCACCUCACGCAGCACGGCGGCCCACACAAUCAACACAGCCAACACAGCCAGCACCAACACCAACAGCACCCCCAGCAACCCACACACCCCCAGCAUGGGCAGCACCCAUCCCACGGCCAGCACCCACAGCAGCACACGCCACACCCCUCCCAACAUACGCAGCACAGCCAGCACCCCUCCCAACAUGGCCAGCAGCACCAGAGUCUCUCCCACCAGCCCCAUCCUGCCCAGCAACAGAUGGCCUGCAACACGGGUUUACCCUCUGACUGGUACCCCAAUCUGGAUGCACUGAAAGAAAGCUGUCGCAUUGCCAGCAGCUAUAACUGGGCUGAUGUCGAUCUAUCACCUUAUCAAGGACUGAAGGAGAGUAUGAGACAAGCAGAACUGAACAACUGGUCCCUGGAACCCACCCAGAUUGCAGACCUCUGCUCAUCCAUUAACCAGUUCUUUGCCCGAACUGGCGUAAUCCAGCCACAAGGGGCAGUGCAGUCUCAAGUAUGCCAUGGCUCCAUGCACCCCCCCAAGCCCAGCCAGCACCUCAACACAGGAAAUAUCUACAUGGACUCCAGACAGAGUAUGUCCAUGAUGGCUCCGCCAGGAUACCCUCACAUCCCCCCUAUGAGCAGCGCAGGACCCACAAUGACAGGACACCAUGCGCAGAUGAACCAGCAGCACAUGAUCCCCACCAGAAACUUCCAGAUGCACCGCAUGCCAGCUGAUGACAUCCAGGAUGACUUUGACUGGGACUCCAUUGUCUAGCGCUGGACCUCCCUUCCACAGAGAGGAGGGAGAAGGAGGAGGGGAGGGACGGAGGAGGUGGAAGCCGGAGGGUGCCAGGCUCAGCUGGACGGCCUUGGGAGAAGGAGGCCAGCAGGGGUGGGAUGCAGAAAAAACACUCUUGACACAUUUAGGAGCGACGGAGAGACAGACUUCAGAGUCCUGACAUUUUUACAAAAGCAAAACGUUUUAAAAAAAAAAAUUUCUUUGAAGACAAUCAUAUUUAGUUGGACAUGUUUAAGUAAUUGCUUAUUUACUUGUCAAGAGACAAGUAGCACACGUUCAUGUCUAAGACACGUGCUCCUCGACUCCUCAGCCAGUCCCCUCCCCAUCCCCCAGCCAGCAGCCUUCCAAAGUUGCCCCUCUCCACCCCUUCCCUGCUCCGUAACCGUUGUGUGAUUUGAGCGACUUGUUCGGCUUGUAACCUUUCUCGUGCUGACGUUGGCCUCAGCUGCCUCUUGAAUGAGUUUCUCUGUUGUUGUUUUUAUUUUAUUUUUUUUCAAUUUUGUUUUUAUUUUAUUUCUUUUUUUCUUUCUUUUUUUUUGUUUUUUGUUUUUUUGUUUUUUUUUUUGUUUUGUUUUUUGUGAAUGCAGGGUGCCUCUCCUGCGUGGGCCGAGUAAUGUGAUGGUGCUUGU
Messenger RNA from Lampris incognitus (smalleye Pacific opah), 2824 nucleotides. RefSeq names its product forkhead box J3 (gene foxj3). Gene Ontology annotation, cellular component: nucleus. Lineage: Eukaryota; Metazoa; Chordata; Actinopteri; Lampriformes; Lampridae. Gene Ontology annotation, biological process: regulation of transcription by RNA polymerase II. The record is from RefSeq and is a predicted model, not a curated record. Gene Ontology annotation, molecular function: RNA polymerase II cis-regulatory region sequence-specific DNA binding; DNA-binding transcription factor activity, RNA polymerase II-specific. The transcript is spliced from 12 exons. Bases 318 to 2171 code for a protein of 617 amino acids.